Molecule: messenger RNA, 897 nt
Organism: Bipolaris maydis ATCC 48331
Lineage: Eukaryota; Fungi; Ascomycota; Dothideomycetes; Pleosporales; Pleosporaceae
Source: RefSeq, a predicted model, not a curated record
AUGCCCAUACCCUCCCAUGCUGAUGCCAAUGCCAAUGCCGGUGCUGCUGCGAGCCGGCGAGGGGAAAAUCCCUACAGCCACCCACUCCGUCCAUGCCAUCCAUCCAGGGCCCCCGCUGCUUUAGCGAGCCCAUCUCAACACGACCAAGGCCUUUUUGACGCUGCCGACUUGUCCAUUUCAUGCAGCAGCAGCAGCACCACCACCACCACCACCACCCACGGCCCUGCCUGCUCCGCUGCCCACCAACCACAGCCGGCGACAAGGAAAAAAAAGGGGACAAAGGAAAAAAAGGUUUGCUGGCCGUCACAGCCACAGGAAGCACGGCGGGUACAGGGGCGUUGGUUGGCCUUGGGCGCCCGUCCGAGUCGAGAUGGAAGAGAACAGCGACAAGAGAACAGCGGCUGGGCCAACAGGCCGACGACAUCACAUCGCAUCGUGCUGCAUCGCCAAUCGCUUCGCAGCCAUCCAUGUCCGCCGCCGCCGCCUGUUCUCCUGCCUCGUCAUGGCUCUCAGACGCCCCGGCGCCGCCCUCGUGGUGCAGCUCCACUCCAUGGCCAGCUGAUGUUCUCUUGCGCCCUGAUCCUAGCGCCCCUCGUCUACAGCCGAAUGCCCGGGCCUCCCAGAGCCCUGGCGUCGCCAGGCGCUGCAUACUACGCCUGCCACCCUCUGCUCUCCUCCUCCCAAUCCUCUCAUGCCUCGCAUGCCUCUACUGCCUCUCCCAUGUUCCCCACUGCCGCUCUGCGCAUUGCAAUCCUCCCACCAUGCCCUCUCGGGCCACAGCCAAGCGCUGCUCCGCCCUCUGUGCACGCUGCCCCCCUUGGCCGGCUGCCUGCACCGCCUGCUCGCAUUCCUGUUCCUGCUGCUCGUGCUGCUGCUGCUGCUCAUGCUCAUACGUAG